Molecule: messenger RNA, 2753 nt
Organism: Pygocentrus nattereri (red-bellied piranha)
Lineage: Eukaryota; Metazoa; Chordata; Actinopteri; Characiformes; Serrasalmidae
Exons: 8
Coding region: 126-1412 (428 amino acids)
Molecular function (GO): protein binding
Source: RefSeq, a predicted model, not a curated record
GUUUUGUGGCUCUACACUGAGUCUCAUACUGUGGUCGUGUUAUCUUUUUGACUUCCAUCGUGGUUAAGCAGUGUGAUCAUUUGGCUAAAACCUUCCAUUCCGGUGGAUUUGGCUUGCUUGUAGUGAUGCCAGCUGUUCUCUCAGCCCUCAGCCUGCUCUGUGUGAUGCUGAGAGUGGGGCUCACUCUCUCGUCCUGCACUCCCAGUGUGAGCACAUUGGAUUUAGGCUGUCAUCUACAGUGGAACUGUUCUGAUGUGAACUCCAGCACCACCUUCACUGUCCAUACGAUGGCUCAAGGAGAAGAGUGGCAAAACGUGUCUGAGUGUUUCCAGAUCUCCUCCUACAGCUGUGAUGUGUCUCAGGCUUUCACAGACUUUGUUGUCUUUAACUUCAUCAGACUGGAAAUCAACCAUGGACAUGGAGAGAUUCAGCGGACCUCAACACAGCUCUGCGACCCCCUCAAAGACCCGGAUGCAAGGUUCAGUCCUCCCUCUGUCUUCGUCUCUCUGAAGGAGCGCAGGCUGCAGGUAGAGGUGGCUUUGCCCUGUGCUCCUUCUGUGGCCUGUGAAAGCAUGCAAGAAGAAGAGGAAGAUGACAAAGACACAGCUCUGAGCUGCUGUCCCCUCACCCACUUCCUUAUGCCCAAUAUCACAGUGAUGCUUUACAAUAAGCACGAUACAGCUGAUACUCAGACUCUCACUAGGGUGUUUGAAAGGAGUCAGGAGAGUCUGGAGUUUGGUUUGCUGGUGUUGGGUCAAGAAUACUGUGCUGUGGCCCGCUUUGCUUCCUCACCCCCCUCUGAGCCACAGUGUGUUCAUGUCCCAUCAGCAGAAAGCCUGUACCUAGCGGCGCUGUGUGGGGUGCUCAUUGCUCUUCUUCUCAUUGCAGUGUGUGUGCUGGGGAGACAGUGUGCAUCAUCUGACACCCAACUCCCAAAAUCUCUGAUGUCUCUACAGAAUAUGGAGCAUGAGUCCCCAUUUGUGGGUGAAUCUGAGCCAGCAGCACCAGAAGAUGAAGAGAACUCCGUGGUUCUCCUGUCCAUCGUAUCGUUCUCCAACCUGUCUCCUCUUUCAGAGACCCAGUUGACCCGUUCACACUCCCACAAUCUUGAGAAUGGGUAUUACGCUUCAUCCAUUCUGCAGCUCCAGGCUUUCGAUGAAGACAGAGACGAGGGGUCUAAUAUGGAAACUGAUGGAGGUGUAUUUCCUGAUCAUUAUCCAGGGCAUCUAUGGCCAUCAGAUCAAACUCACACAACAGGCCCAUCAUGUUCACAGGAAGCCUCUCCUCAUGAGGGUGAUUCAUGCAUCCCUUUGAGUUCUGUGAGAGUAGCUGGGGCUCAGAAAGAAGAGAUGCUGCUGGAUGACUUCCCCAAAAUACUUAUGAAAGUGAACAUUAGCGGUGGUUCACCAUGACUGGCUGAUGGAAAUCAUGGAGAAUGGAAAAUGAGCUUAAUGAUGUCUUUCCAUAUCAAACUUGGAUGUGUGUUGACUUGAUCCAGGCCAUUCUGAAACAGUGCACAGGUCCAGUAUAUCUGCACAGGAUCACUGUCUCACAUUAUUUGAACGGAUACCUUUUCUCAUGAAGGAGAGGGAGAUGGAGGAUCGCUGGUAUAAAAAUGCAUUCAAAUUCAUGAAUCUGAAGGUGGUGAUUGAACUGCUUUGAUUUUUGAAACAAAAAAUCAGUAAAGUUUGCACAUAUUUUGAGACAAAAUUACAAGUCUCAGGCUAUUUUCAAAAGCCAAAAUCCAACAUUUGGCGUGUUAUGUGGAAAAUCUAUAUUCCACUAUUAAACAGUUUGUGUACUGCGUAUUUUUUAAUAAUUAUAAGUCACACCCAAAUAAUAGAGUUCAAUCAUAUCCUGAAUUUUUUGAGAUGUUACGAUGGCUUGAAUAAUCUAAAGAAUCGGAAUUAAAUAAAGUGGUUUAGCCAAGUAUUGUUUCUUACAUCUUCUAAAAAAUGUUCUUUGUGGGUUCUGUAUAAAGGACAAUGAUGAUAUACAGCACUAUGCAAAAGUCAGAGACCAACCUGAAAUGAUUUACUUUAAAAACAGCUAACAUUACAUUUUUCAACAUUAGAAAUGUGAUAUAACAGAAAAUUAGAGGCCUCAAAAAACUAACUAAACUAAAAAAACUUAACUAAAUCUAACUUUUUUUUAGUGUUUGUGUCAACGCUUUACCUUUAUUACAGUUUCCAUCCUUUUCUUUUUCUUCUUUCUUGUACUUCCUUUUCCUGGUAAGGCCUUCAAGUCCCAUUACCUCUGUAUCUUUUAAUAUUUAACUCUUUUUUUGGAAGCCCCCCUAUUUUAUCUGUCUGGAUAUCUUAUUAUAAGAUUGGAUAUUAGAUAUAUCUAAUGUCCUCAGAAAGAUCAGCAAAAUGAAUAAUGCUUUGACAGGAAAUUAAAUAAGUUAAGUGUGGUCUCUGACUUCUCCACAGUACAGUGUAGAACCAUCACAACUCAAAGAACCUUCUGACUGCUUAAAUGGUUCUUCUUCGUAAUUGUAACCUGUUGUAUAUGGUUCAGUCAGGAUAAAUAAUCUUUCCCGCGAAAGUUCCUUUAAAGCAUAUUUUUGCUGAAAGUGUACACGUUUUACAGGAUACUGAUUGUGAGCUAAACCUUCCAUCAUAUAUGACCAUCAGUCUGUUUUGUGUAGUUGGAUCAUGACCUUGUACAUAUGGAGUCAUUUUAUGCUUACUGUUUGUGUUGGCUCAGCAUGUUUUAUGUAAGUAUAAAUCAAAUAAAUGGUCAAAUGGAAA